Molecule: messenger RNA, 1599 nt
Organism: Tigriopus californicus
Lineage: Eukaryota; Metazoa; Arthropoda; Copepoda; Harpacticoida; Harpacticidae
Gene: elgi
Product: E3 ubiquitin-protein ligase NRDP1-like
Exons: 3
Coding region: 306-1358 (350 amino acids)
Biological process (GO): tumor necrosis factor-mediated signaling pathway; protein K63-linked ubiquitination; positive regulation of JNK cascade
Cellular component (GO): plasma membrane signaling receptor complex
Molecular function (GO): metal ion binding; ubiquitin protein ligase activity
Source: RefSeq, a predicted model, not a curated record
AAUCACGCAACUAAAGUACCAAAAUCGGACUCGGAAAGUCCGUUUGAAUGAUAAUCCUUGUGUGUGUUGGGUCUUUCAUGGUUUUUUUAUGAAUUAUGACUGAGAUUCCCCUGGAACCUUGACGCUCAAGAGAGGGGAAUGGAGGAAUCCAGGCCAUCCGGGUCCAUGGGGAGGGCCAGCACGUGAGCAUAUUGGUGCACUGAAGGCUCAAACAUUAGGCUUAAACAUCACGCUCGAAGGGCUCAGCCGCAGUGUGCCAGUCGAGGGCCGGCCGAGCAAGCGGGACAGCGGAAGAGAGGCGUGCCAUGGGUCUGGAUGUGACGCGCGUGCACGGGGAGGUGGACGAGGAGCUCUUGUGUCCCAUUUGUUCGGGCGUCUUGGAGGACCCGGUCCAAGCGCCCGAUUGUGAACACGCCUUUUGCCGGGACUGCAUUCGACAGUGGGUGUUGCGUCAGCCCACUUGCCCCGUGGACCGACAGCCCGUUACCGCCGCCCAACUUAAACCCGUACCGCGCAUCUUACGCAAUCUCCUGGCCAGGCUCGAGGUCAAUUGCGAAAACGCCCGUUUUGGGUGUGCGGUGACGCUCAAACUGGAUCUCCUACCCGGUCAUCUCAAGGAAUGCCCGCACAAUCCUAAACGGCCCGUUCCCUGCCAGCAAGGCUGCGGUUUGACCGUGCCGCAGGAUGAAAUGCAGGAGCACAAUUGCAUUCGUCAAUUGCGUCAAGUGAUUCAAACGCACGACCAAAAAAUGUCCGAGAUGCAGCAAGAUUUGCGCGAUUGCAAAUAUCAGCUCGCCGAGCAAAGACGAGAAAUCAGUAUCCUCAAGGAUCUGAUGCGCACAGCUCGCCUCUCACCCGCUUCCACCUUAAAUCGCAGCCUGGCCUCGGGCGCCUCCGGUCCUCACCCAAUCGGGUCUGGUAGUAGUAUCGGCGGUGGUGUCGGCGGCGGCGGCCUGCCUGGCGGUGGGGGUCGGACUGUCACCCACCAAAUCCAAGACGAUGAAGUGAUGCAGUGGUCGUCUUCGCUCGUCCGCGCUCGUGUGACCCGUUGGGGUGGCAUGAUCUCCACCCCUGACACCGUACUUCAGACGGUUAUUCAACGGGCGCUCAGUGAAUCGGGCUGUCCGGAACAUAUAGUGAAUGAACUCAUGGCCAAUGCUCACGAACGCCGCUGGCCGCCCGGCUUGCUCUCUUUGGAGACCCGUCAGAUGAAUCGCCGACAAUAUGAGCAAUACGUGUGCAAACGGAUCCCCAAUAAGCAAGCCGUUGUGGUGAUGGCUUGCGAUAACAUGCACAUGAGCGACGACAUGAUUCUCGAACCCGGGCUAGUGCUCAUUUUCGCUCACGGGAUCGAAUAGGAAUGAAUGGCUGCUCAUUAAUGCCAAACCGCCCAAAUAGUAUGAUAAACCGUAGAUCUUGGCUCGUCAACGAUCAUCAGCGAUCAAGAAUACGGCUGAAAUCUUGCUUCCGUGACUUUUUGACAAGGAUUUUUAUCGCCUGGGCUAGCUUUGAAAUUCACCUACAAUACAGUCAUGCCUAUUUCAUGAAUAAUUAUAAGAAUUCACGCACUGAGAAGAAUUCACGCCCAGAGAAAUUGAA